Molecule: messenger RNA, 3529 nt
Organism: Lepisosteus oculatus (spotted gar)
Lineage: Eukaryota; Metazoa; Chordata; Actinopteri; Semionotiformes; Lepisosteidae
Gene: osbpl7
Product: oxysterol binding protein-like 7
Cellular component (GO): intracellular membrane-bounded organelle; cytosol; membrane
Molecular function (GO): cholesterol binding
Source: RefSeq, a predicted model, not a curated record
CAGACGCCUGAGAGACGUAGCAGAGAGGAGCACCUGCCGGGAGAAUCUGGUCCUCGCCAGCCACUCGUCGGGUCUGGGUAUAGUGUUUGUUACACACGGGGGUCUGGCUGGCCCUCCGCCAACAUGGACUAGUUGUUGAAAGGUAACCUGGCUGUUUCACUGCAAUGCUAUAGCUGCGAUAGCAGAAGCGUGGUGUGGCAUCUUCUGUGCGAUUUGACUCCUCUGCAGACGGGUGGACAGACGGUCGGCGAUGAAUUCCCUGGAAAAGUCCCCCUCAGCCUGGCACAAGCCUGGGCACUCCCGCAGCAGCAGCACGGCCUCCUCCAGGCACACCCGGCAGAACUCCAGGGACUGGGAGGUGAUGGAGGACAUCCACAACGAGGACAGCGGGGUGAGGACGGUGCGGGACGUGGCGCAGCCUGGCAAUUAUGAGGGGUACCUGAUGAAGAAGAGGAAGUGGCCCCUGAACGGCUGGCACAAGAGGUACUUUGUUCUGGAUAGAGGGAUUCUGAAAUACGCCAAGUCCGAGCAAGAUAUUAUAAAGGGCAAGAUCCACGGUUCUAUCGAUGUCAGUCUGGCAGUCAUGUCCAUCAACAAGAAGUCCAAACGCAUUGAUCUGGACGCAGGAUACAGCUUGUAUCACAUGAAGGCCAAGAGGCCCGAGGUCUUCUACAUCUGGGUGACCAAGCUGUGUGCGCACCGUGUCUUCAAGAAGAACGAGGCGGUGCGUCUCCACGCGGACGUCCUCGCCGCGCUCUCGAACGGCAACGCGCCCCUGCCCAGCAUGGCUAGCCUGGCACAGAGCAAUGGAAGUGUCCCAGGCAGGCCACUCCACCCUCAGUACCAGGCCCACGCGGCACGGAUCCAGCAGGGGGUGAAUUCUGUGCCCCCUGGCGUGGACUUGAAAGUCAGCACCUGGCUGCAGCAGGCUCAGGACCCUGAAUGCUGCUCUCAAGAGCUGGCCCAGUGUCAGGCGGACCUUGCACAGCUGAGCCAGCUGAUCCAGAAGCUGGAGUCCCUGCCACAGUCCCAGCCCAUCUUUGAAAACAAUCACCGCACAGCUGGCAGCCAGUACAACACGCUGGAGAAGGUCAGGAAAAAAUCCACCAAGAUCUUGGGAAAUUCCCGAAGCCUUUCCAGAGUGGAAGCCCUGAACAUGUAUCCCAGUGACCGUCUCAAUGCCUCGGUGCCCAGCAUUCCAGACUUCGUCCGCUCCCAGGCCCCUGCCUCUCUUCCCUACCCCCAGAGCACCAAGCUCCAGCGGGAGGUCUGCGCCCUCUCCUAUCGAGUCCACGCCUCCCUGAAGAACAUCUUUGGGAUGUUGAGCGUGGAGCGCGAGAGGCUGCAACAGGCCUGGACCGGCCCGGAUCUCCACCAGUCCACCUCUGCCCAGCUGGCCACGCUGUGCACCACGCUGUCCGAGCUGGAGAUGCAGUCUCGCCUGACCCGAGUCCACUCCCUGUCCCUGUCCUCCGAUUCCACAGAGGAGUCUUUCCGGACCGUGAACCAGCCGCCCCCGUCCGUGGCGGGUCAGAGGAUGUCCGUCGCCAGCACGCCCUCCAUCUCCGAGUCCUGCGCCGAGUACUUUGACGCCAGCGACGUCGUCGUGUGCGGCAGCUCCUCGGAGAACGAGGCCUCGGACGACUCCUGCCUGAGCGACGUCACCACCAGCAACUCGGAUCCCGAGGAAGGCCACAUCACUCGGAACUACAGAGCCAGCCUCUCCGGCGCCAGCGUUGUGGCCACCAAGUUUGCCGCCAAAGUCGCCGGCCGCCGUACCUCCUUGCCCGCUCCCUGUCCCAGCAACAGCCAUGUGGGCCUGUGGAACAUCCUGUACAACAACAUCGGGAAGGACCUGUCGCGGGUGUCCAUGCCGGUGGUGCUGAACGAGCCGCUGUGCUUCCUGCAGCGGCUGUGCGAGGAGCUGGAGUACAGCGAGCUGCUGGACACGGCCAACCGCACCGACGACCCCUAUGAGAGGAUGGUGUACGUUGCGGCCUUCGCCAUCUCGGCCUAUUUCUUCGGUCGCCACCGCAACCGCUACAAGCCCUUCAACCCCGUCCUGGGCGAGACGUACGAGUGCGUCCGUGACGACAAGGGCUUCCGCUACGUCAGCGAGCAGGUCAGUCACCAUCCUCCCAUCUCUGCCUGCCAUGCCGAGUCUGAGAACUUCACUUUCUGGCAGGAUCAGCGAUGGAAGAACAAGUUCUGGGGCAAAUCGGUGGAAGUCAUUCCUGUGGGAAUGGUGAACGUGACGCUCCCAAGGUAUGGCGACCAUUACGAGUGGAACAAGGUGACGACCUGCAUCCACAACAUCCUGAGCCAGCAGCGCUGGCUGGAGCACUACGGGGAGAUCCUCAUCCGCAACACGCAGAGCAACGUCUGCACCUGCAAGAUCACCUUCGUCAAGUCACGUUACUGGAGCCCCGAGAUCAACGAGGUGCAGGGCAGCGUGCUGGACGCGGCUGGCAACGUCGUCCACCGCUUCGGCGGGCUCUGGCACGAGGGCAUCAUCUGCGACACCCUGCCCACGCCCCAGUGCGUCUGGAAGCCAUACCCUGUGCCUGCAGACUACUUCCAGUGUUACGGUUUUUCCCAGUAUGCACGGGAGCUGAAUGAGCUGACCCCAGAUCUUAGACCACUACUGCCCCCUACUGACACUCGUUUUCGGCCUGACCAGAGGCUGCUGGAAGAGGGCAAGGUGGACGAGGCCGAGAAGAAGAAGGACCAGGUGGAGCAGGUGCAGAGGGACCGGAGGAAGGUGAUGGAGAAGAGGGGAGAGGCUCACAUCCCACGCUUCUUCAGGAAGUCGGUGGACAGCAGCGGGAAGGAGGUCUGGAUAAGCAAUGGAACGUACUGGAAAAUCCGUCAGGAGCCUGGGUUCGCGCACACGGACAAUCUGGACCUGUGGUGAAACAAGCCGCCGGCAGGGAGCGGUCCAGACUGAACCCCGGACCACUUGAGGGCCCUGCAGAGACCCUUGUAUUAUAGGAAUAUUUAAAAAAGAAUCACAUUUGUAAGGAUGUGGCUUUCCUUGUGUAGAAAUAGUCUUUUUUUUGGGGGGGGAGGGGUUAAGGAAUCAGAUUUUCUCCUGCUGCACUGAUGAAGAGCUCUGGACCUCCUCGGAGCAGGAAGAGUGCGACCCUGUCCUACCUCCCCGCUCCUUUCCCGGGGGAGAAAUGAAAGAUCCUCUUGGUUCUUGGAUCUUCCCGGAUUUUCCCCUCCAACAUCUGCCUUUCUGAUGCUGCUCAGGUGCCGACAUCGGACAAGGAGAAAUUCCCAUGAUGCCCGAGCCAGGCGCGCCACUCGGCGAUCUUGAGCAGAGCAGGGUGUCUCGGGAUUUGGGGGGUGUGGGAGAUGUGGGGGGGGCCCGUUUCUCAUGGCUCAAGUCAUCUGCCAACUGCCCUAGCUAUUCCAGCCAUGAUGGUGCAUUGAUAAGACAAACUGGACAUGUCUGUACCUUUUAAAAAGCAAUUUUAGUAGGGUUUUUACAUAGGGAGCGUUUUAAGAUUACUGGUAGCAACGCCUU